Aplosporella prunicola CBS 121167 is the source of this 1122-nucleotide messenger RNA. RefSeq names its product carbohydrate-binding module family 63 protein. NCBI's taxonomy places the organism in Eukaryota, Fungi, Ascomycota, Dothideomycetes, Botryosphaeriales, Aplosporellaceae. The record is from RefSeq and is a predicted model, not a curated record. The transcript has 2 exons. The annotation marks the transcript as partial.
ACUCCGGCCAACACUCCGGCUUACACGCCCUCGAGCCCCGCUGCUGGCGUCUCCUCGGUCGCCGACCUGGGCUCCACCCCGGCGUACACGCCCGCCAACACCCCCACCAGCGUCGCUGUUGACACGCCCGUCUACACUCCCGUGAACACUCCCGUCAACACUCCCAGCAGCGUUGCCGUCGACACCCCGGUGUACACUCCCGUGAACACUCCGGCCUCGACCCCGCUAUCUGACGUUGAUGGCCUCGGCUCUACUACUCCUGUUCCCUCUUCCCCGGCGGCCUCUACCCCCGCUGUCGGCCCCGUUGCUUCCACCCCGGUUGCGUCUUCCCCUACCAACAUGCACACCGCGACUGAGUACAUCAACCACACGCCGACUCCUGUCGCCGGUGACAGCACCUUCUACAAGACCAACCUCCACACUUCCACCCAGAUGAUCGACCACAGUGCGACCGCCACCGCUUCUCCCUCUAGCGGCCAGUCCGAGGGCCUCCUCGGUGGUCUCGUCGAAGGUCUUGGUGAGCUCGUGACCGGUGUGGCCACCUUCAUCGAGGGUGAGGUUGAGACUGGCGCUUGCUCCUUCCAGAACUACACUCUGCCCUCGUCGCUCUUCGGCACGGCUAUCUCGCCCCAGAGCUGGGACACUGCGUCCAACUGCGGUUCUUGCGUCAAUGUCAAGGGUCCCAAGGGCAAGUCUAUCAAGGCCAUGGUCGUCGACAAGGGCGAGUCCGACUGCCCGGCCGACAACCUCAACCUGUUCAAGGACGCGUUCGAGGAGCUGGCUGACCUUGCCAUUGGCUCUGUCGACAUUGAGUGGGAGUACACGGACUGCGGCUUCGACUCGCCGCUGAAGCUGAUCAACGCCGAGGGUGCGGGCGCCGACCUGUUCUCCAUCCAGGUCCAGGGAGCCAACCUGCCCAUUGCCAAGCUCGAGGUCUCGAUUGACGGCGGCAGCUCCUGGACCGAGACGAAGCGCAGCGAGUCCAACUUCUUCGAGCACAGCUCUGGCUUCGGCGUCGACCUGGUCGACAUUCGCGUCACGGCGUCGUCGGGCAAGACGGUCACGCAGAAGAACGUGUCGUGCGGCUCGGGCCUGUCGAUUGAUGCCGAGCUCAACUUCUAA